UAUUCUAUAUGGAAAGAAUACAUUUGUAGUCUACCUACUUUAUUAUUUUUUAAGUUUCUAACAAUGUAAAUAAAAUAGUUAUUAAGUGUUUUUUCUUACUAAGCGAAAGUGUUUUUAGAAAAAAUGUUAAGAACAACACGAAUUUUCUGCUUCAAACAUCAAGGAGCUUUCAAUUUUCAAACCGGAAAUCAGUGUUUAAAUUGUACAAAAAUAACGAGGGAGGAUUUUUCCGAGAAACUGUCAAAUGGACCGCAAUUGGAAAAUUUUUUAUCAGACGAACCAGUAAUAAAGUAUGAGGGUAAAUUGAAAUUGGAGAAAGGCGAUAAUACAAGAUUAAGAUUACCGCCAUGGCUAAAGAGAGAGAUACCAAUGGGAGAGAAUUACAGUCGAAUAAAAUCGCAAUUACGUGAUUUGAAAUUAAGUACAGUUUGCGAGGAGGCGAGAUGUCCAAAUAUUGGCGAAUGUUGGGGUGGAGGAAGUCAUGGAACAGCGACUGCAACAAUUAUGUUAAUGGGCGACACUUGCACUCGAGGUUGUCGAUUUUGUUCCAUAAAAACGGCGAAAAUUCCGCCACCGUUGGAUCCAAAUGAACCGAAAAAUACGGCCACUGCGAUCACUGAUUGGGGCCUCGAUUACGUUGUUCUUACUUCCGUCGAUCGGGAUGAUUUAGAUGACGGAGGAGCGCAACACAUCGCAAAUACUGUGCGAGAAAUUAAAAAGAGGAGCAACAUUUUGGUUGAAUGUUUAGUUCCCGAUUUCCGAGGGAAUCAGGAUUGUGUCACGACUGUUGUUGAUUCGAAACUCGAUGUUUUUGCUCACAAUAUCGAAACUGUUGAGCGACUCACGCCCUUUGUUCGCGAUAGACGUGCACGAUACAGACAAUCACUCGCUGUGCUGGAGGGUGCGAAAAAGGUGAAUCCUAAUUUAAUAACAAAAUCAUCAAUAAUGUUGGGCCUAUCGGAAACUGAUCAGGAAGUUGAGCAAACAAUGAGGGACUUACGUGACGCCGGUGUCGAUGCAUUGACACUUGGACAAUAUAUGCAACCGACAAAGCGUCACUUGAAAGUCAUUGAAUACGUAACACCGGAGAAAUUUAAAGCUUGGGAAAAUGUUGGCAAUCAAUUGGGAUUUCUCUACACGGCCAGUGGGCCUUUGGUUCGUUCGUCUUAUAAAGCCGGCGAAUUUUUCCUUACAAACAUUUUAAAGGAACGACAACAGAAGCAAAGUGGAGAAAAUAAAAUCUCUCCUUAAAAUAUAAAUUUCUUCUAUUUUCGUGAAAAGAAAAUGAAAAAAGAACGGAAAAUACCAAAUUUAUAUGUAAAUAGAACCAAAAAAGGUAGUUGAAUAAAUAAUAUUACUCACUCCUAUAAAUCAACUUCUAAAUUUAAAACUAGAUUAUUAAUACGUAUUCUUUGUAGUAAAAUAUUAAAUAAGUAGUAAAUGUUACUUUGUUGUCCGUAUAAACGGAGAACUGUGAAUAAAUAACAGGCUUCGCACUAAUCUACUACAA
This is a messenger RNA of Leptopilina heterotoma, 1510 nucleotides long. RefSeq names its product lipoyl synthase, mitochondrial (gene Las). The record is from RefSeq and is a predicted model, not a curated record. The coding region runs from base 124 to 1251 and encodes 375 amino acids. Gene Ontology annotation, cellular component: mitochondrion. Gene Ontology annotation, biological process: lipoate biosynthetic process. Lineage: Eukaryota; Metazoa; Arthropoda; Insecta; Hymenoptera; Figitidae. Gene Ontology annotation, molecular function: lipoate synthase activity; 4 iron, 4 sulfur cluster binding. The transcript has 6 exons.